CGUAAUUAUAAUUAACACAGAAAUUUUUUUAGCCAAUCAGAUACUGGUAAACUUUGUCCUUGAAAAUUCUACUACCUAAUGUGAGGUGUAAGGAUUAGAAAAAUCUGCUCGAUAGAGAAAGAAUUAAAUCUAUUGCGUGAAACCCUACUAGAGAAUGGGUAUCCACCAUGAUUCAAAUAUCACAACGGUUCCUAAGAAGACUCUCUUCAUGAACCUAGAAUUCAAAGGUGAUAUCGCAGCGGAAAUUCUCAGAAACCGCCUUUCAAAAAGUCUGAAGAAGACAUUCCCAACAGCCACUCUACGUAUAACAUUCUCCUUCAGACAGUUAAUCCAGUCUAACGUUAAGGAAAAGAUACCGCUUUUGGCCACUUCAACGUGUAUUUAUCAGUUUACUUCCUCGUGUGGAACAAAGUAUAUCGGCCGUACGCAACGUCAAGUCCACAAACGUGUCCUGGAACACUGCCCAGCUUGGUUAGCCAGAGGAGAAAAGAAGAAUAGCAACAGCUCAAUCCUCGAACACCUUGUCAUCUCCGGACACCGAGCACCCCCACAUGAAUGCUUCACAGUGGUACACAGAGUCCCUCAAUAUCGUACAAAAGGACUCCGAAUGCGACAUCUGUACAUAGCUGAGGUAUUAGCUAUUCGGGACCUAAAAUCGGACUUGUGCAUACAAAAACGAUACAUACAUUCUCUGGCCCUACCAUGGUCAGAGUAAAUUUCUUACUAUAAUUUUGCUCCUCGCUUUAAUAUGUAAGUUCACUAUUAUUAUUUUUAUUAAUAUUAUUAUUACUACUGUUCUUAAUACUUUUAUUAUUA
This is a messenger RNA of Trichobilharzia regenti, 816 nucleotides long. The record is from the annotation of a GenBank genome assembly. Lineage: Eukaryota; Metazoa; Platyhelminthes; Trematoda; Strigeidida; Schistosomatidae.